AAAGAAUGUCCCAGCCUCACACACCAACUUUCAUGAUAGGCUAACACUCCAUACUGGUACCUGACUGCAAGCCGAGUCUCUAGUCCUCCCUCUUAGCACCAAAAUUGAUGCCUCUGGUGGCGUCUCAGUGAGAGAGACACCACCUUCGGCCCAUGGCCGAUAUUCUGCAGGCUCCUACACUAGGAAAGAACAAUAUUCUAAAGGAGAUACCAUACAACUCAUAGGCUACAAACCCUUUGCAUCUGUUCUGCUCCGAGGGUAUUUUCUUUGAGUGUUCUCCAGCCAGAGGUAACCAUGUCCAGGAGGAAGGUUAGGGGACUGACGCGAACGGGGCGGCAGGUGAGCGAGGACCCUGAUCUGGACAACCUGCUGUCCAACCUGUCCCCUGAGGAGAUGGAGGAGCUGGAGAAGGAGGUGUUGGUGAUACCGGACCUCGUUCCCAACGAGGGAAUAGAACAGCCUGCCACUAACGCUGUCCGGGACCGGGAUGCUAAGCUGGACAGCCGAGAGCGUCCAGGGAAGCUCAGCCAAAGGGAACAGUCUAUUGAGGGAGAACCCAAGAAGGAGAGCCGGAAACAAGAGUACCUGAGGAAGAUGGGCCUGAGUCAGGAGGGGAAGGAAGGAGGAGGGAUCAGGAGGCAAUCAAGUAUCUCCACUGAACGAGAGAACAAGAUGGUGGAGAGAAAUAACAAAGGCCCGGACUGUACUAAAGAGGACAGAGCCAGCCUGUCCAGUAGAUACAGGAGAGAGGAGAGCAAAGAAAAAGAUGUGAAAGAGACCCCUAGAGAAAGCUUCAAAAGAGUUGAGAGUAGCGACACUGACGUGAAAGAUACAACUAGAGACAGAUUCGGGAGAGGGGAGAGUAGGGACAUUGUAGAGAAAGAGGAUGCCAAAGAAAGAGAUAAAAAUGAGGAUAGCAAGCUUAAGGAGAAAAGAGACAAUAGAUUGAGCACCAGUAAUAAGACAAAAGAAAUGAUCUCCAAGUUACAGGAGAAAAAAGAAAAAGAGGAGAUCAAGGAGAAAGAAAGAAAGGAGGAGAUUAGGAAAAGAGGUGAAAACAAGACGAGGGGACUUGUGUCAAAGUUGGUGGAAAAGCAAAGUCACAUUGAAGAGAGUAAACCAGAAGAUAAGAAAUCCAGAGUGGAAGAGAAAGACAAGCCCAAUAAAGACAAGUUUGACUUGAAACUUGAGCGUCAAAAGUUGCCAAAAGAAGAGGAGAGCGGAAGUGAGAAGGAAGAUCCUAAGGAGAAAGUGAAAGAAGAUGGUAAGGAUAAUGAGAAAGACAUGGUGUUAAAACGUAAGGACAGUAUGAAAGCGAAAGAUAGGAGUAUCACAGAUAAGGAAACAGAAGAGAAAAAGGGAAAAGAUUUGAAUGAAGGACUAAAAUCCAUCAAGGGUGAUGAACAACGUGGGAACUGUGUGGCGAACAAGAGCACACCUAGCAAGCCCAAAGUAGAGGAGGAAGAAGACGAGGACUCCAGCAUGUUCGAUGACCUCAUAGAGCAGGUUCGCAGCAACGACCCCACCUUGACCGAGCUCAAUGUCAACAACUCUGAGGUCAUCAAGGCUAAAACACUCAUCCAGUUUGCAGAGGCCUUGAAUAAAAACACCCACAUUAAGACAUUCGCCUUGGCCAACUGCCGUGCUGACGACCAUGUGGCCUACGCCAUCGCUGGCACCUUGCGCAGCAACACGUCCAUCACAAGCAUCAACCUGGACUCGAACCUUCUCACCCCCAAGGGUAUAAUGUCCCUGAUCCAGGCUUUGCAGAAGAACACUACACUCACCGAGUUGCGCUUCCACAACCAGAGGCACAUCUGUGGGGGCAAGACAGAAAUGGAAAUGACCAAGAUAUUGAAAGACAACACCACCCUCCUGAAGCUGGGCUAUGGCUUUGAGCUUGCCGGCCCACGCAUGACCAUGACCAACAUCCUGAGCCGUAACAUGGACAAGCAGCGACAGCGGCGCCUACAGGAGCAGAAGCUUGCCCAGGCCAAUGGUGAGAAGAAAGGGGCGCUGGAGGUCCCCAAAACUGCUGGAGGAUUCCUCCAGGGUUCCCCCAGGGCUUCCCCUACACCCUCCCCACAUCCCUCACCAAUGCCCUCGCCGAAGUUGACUCCUAAAAGAGGACGAGGAGGGGGACCUCCUCCACCCCCUCCUCCUGGAGGACCACCCCCACCUCCACCUCCCAUGCUGGACAUAGACUCCCUACGCAACUCCCUGACGCCUGCAUCACAGAGGAAGAUGGAUGAUAAGGCCAAUAAAGCCGGUGUUAACUCCAGGGACCAACUGCUGGACUCCAUUAGGAAUGCCAAUAUGAAGAAACUGAAGAAGGUUGCAGUACCAAAGCUGUUGCAGUAGUCCUCUGGAAUCGAGACCAUAACCCAAGAAGUAGGAAGGACAUAGAUCUCACAGGUGGUCUUGAGCGUGGAUCAAAACUCCUACACAUCCCAUGCAUAGAUAGACACACAGUCUGACCACUGUGCUGCGAGGUUGAUAAGGCAGGCAAGCAGAGAAUGAACAGAUGAUUUCUAUUGGAUGCACGGCUUCCACUGUGAUGUGAGUUCUCUCUAAGCUAUAUACUGGACCGUAGGGACCCUGUGGAGGGAGUUUUUCAGCAGGACGUGCCCUGAGGUCCUAUUUGUCUGCCUUUGUCUGUGUUGAUACUUUGCCUGUUAUUUGCACUAGAUUAUGAAGAAGUUCAUAUGGUAUGUGGACAAGCAUAUGUGGCAUGACGUGUACAGUAUAAUGUGGGAGAGUGGUAACUGAAAAGCAGGUCAAACAGUUUUCUGUAAAUUCUAUACAAAUCUACUUUAACAUUAAUUGAAAAAUUGGACUGUAAUUUGACAGUUUAUUUAUUUGUGGAGGGAAUCACUUCGUGGCUUGUGACAUAUAAUUUUGCCAAAACUGCUGAUUCUCCAUGGUAUAUUAUCAGGGAAAUAAAAUGGGGUUAGACUUCAACAAUUCACAGGGGAGGAGAGAGGUGGUUUGUAAUGUGUGUCGUUGCCAAAUCUCAAGACUGACAUCUCAGGCAAAGUUUUCACAUAAAAAGCAACCUAUAAUCCCAGUCUUCUUUGAACGAUUCAGUAUGGAAGUUCAGUCUUCUUUGGAUGUAAGAAUGGUCACCCCUUUAGUAAUAGCUUUAUACAUAACGUUGUUAUUUUCAUACAUUUUGCUUAAAGUGCAAAAAAGAAUAAUUCUAACAGAAGAAAAAAAACGACACUCAAAAGCAAAGACAACAAAUCAUAGAAUACUAUUUACAGCAACAACAAUGCAAAUAUAUUCUAGGCUGGAUGUCUUACUACUAAGGAUGUCAAAACAGUUUAUCUUAUUAACAUGUCAGAGCAGCCUUGUUGAGCUAUGCAAUACUAGCUCCCGAGUGGUGCAGCGGUCUAAGGUCUAAGGCCGUCAUUGUAAAUAAGAAUGUGUUCUUAACCUACUUGCCUAGUUAAAUAAAAAGUUAAAUAAAAUACAAAAUAAUAAUAAAUUAAUAAAAACUUUAAAAUUGGAUGUGAUGUUGUACAGAGUGUCUCGCUACUCUAAAAGUGACUAUUGAUUAUUUGUAUGCAUAAUGUGGUUUCUCUGUCAUAUUGGACUUCACUAACUUUACUUACAGAGCUUGUGUACCUUUAAUAAAAUGUACUUAUAUGUUUGCAAUUGAAAGUGUAAUAUAAUCAACUUUAUUUUAACAACUUUGCAAUGAAGUACAACAAGAAUAAAGGUAAAAAUACUCUGUCUAACAACAAGAUACCGGAUGAGGUAAUAUCUAUCCAUUAUUUGAUAGUACAGUACUGAUAAAGAAGAUGCGAGGGAUACUUUUACUGUAUUUUGUUUAAAUGUUAAACUUCUAUUAAAAAAUAUUUUCUUUUCA
Messenger RNA from Oncorhynchus masou masou (cherry salmon), 3871 nucleotides. It is a transcript of the gene lmod1b, whose product is annotated as leiomodin 1b (smooth muscle). Lineage: Eukaryota; Metazoa; Chordata; Actinopteri; Salmoniformes; Salmonidae. Gene Ontology annotation, cellular component: cytoskeleton; striated muscle thin filament; myofibril. Gene Ontology annotation, molecular function: tropomyosin binding; actin binding. The transcript has 3 exons. Bases 295 to 2361 code for a protein of 688 amino acids. The record is from RefSeq and is a predicted model, not a curated record. Gene Ontology annotation, biological process: pointed-end actin filament capping; muscle contraction; myofibril assembly.